AUGAGGCUGCUUGUUCUUGCUCUGGCUAUUGCCCUUGUGGCAAGUCAGCAUGUUAACCUUGCCCCUGAGUUUGCCGCCUCCAAGACCUAUGUGUACAAGUAUGAGGCACUGCUCCUGGGCGGCCUUCCUGUGGAAGGACUGGCCAGAGCAGGACUGAAAGUCAGCAGCAAAGUUCUCAUCAGUGCUGUGGCUGACAACAUCUUCCUGCUGAAGCUUGCAGAACCUGAGAUCUUCGAGUACAGUGGUGUGUGGCCCAAGGAUCCUUUUGUCCCAGCUACCAAGCUCACCGCAGCUCUGGCUUCCCAGCUCUUGAUGCCCAUCAAGUUUGAGUAUGUCAAUGGUGUGGUUGGUAAGGUCUUUGCCCCCGCUGGAGUAUCCACCACAGUACUGAAUGUCCACAGAGGUAUCCUUAACAUCCUUCAGCUCAACCUGAAGAAGACCCAGAACGUUUAUGAGCUGCAAGAGGCUGGAGCCCAGGGAGUGUGCAAGACCCACUACCUCAUCAGUGAGGAUGUCAAGGCCCAGCGCAUUCUUGUCACCAAGUCCAAGGACCUUGGCAAUUGUCAGGAGAGGAUCAUCAAGGAUUUGGGUCUGGCUUACCUGGAAACCCUGUUUCAAUGUCAUCUCCACAUACAGCAAGCCAAGUCUCUGACUGGAGCUGCCACCUACAGUUACAUCAUGAAGCCAAGUGCCACUGGUGCUCUGAUCACUGAGGCCACAGUGAGGGAGCUUCACCAGGUCACCCCUGUUGCCGAGAUGGGCGGAGUUGCCCAGAUGGAAGCCAAGCAAUCUUUGAAAUUCCUGGAGAUUGAGAAGACCCCCAUCGUCCCCAUCCAUGCUGACUACCUGGCCCGUGGAUCUAUUAUGUAUGAGUUCGGCACUGAGAUUCUUCAGACUCCAAUUCAGCUUUUGAGGAUUAACAACGCCCAGGCUCAGGCUGUUGAGAUCCUCAACCAUCUGGUUGCCCACAAUGUGGCUAAGGUCCACGAAGAUGCCCCUCUUAAGUUCAUCCAGCUGAUCCAGGUCUUGCGUGUGGCCACCUUCGAGAACAUUGAGGCCAUCUGGGCUCAGUUCCAUGCCAGGCCCGAGUACAGACGCUGGAUUCUGGACACCAUUCCAGUUGUUGGAACAACAGCUGCUUUGAGGUUCAUCGAGGAGAAAUUCCUGACUGGAGCAAUCACCAUUCCCGAAACCGUUCAGAUCUUUGUGGCUGCUGUGCAUAUGGUUCCUGCUGAUGCGGAGGUCAUCGGACUUGUGUCUAGCCUGGCCCUCAACCAUAAGGUUCAGGCACAGCCUGUUCUGCGUGAGAUCGCCAUGUUGGGUUAUGGUACCAUGAUUGCCAAGUACUGUGCUGCCGUUCCCACUUGCCCAGCUGAACUCCUGAAGCCCAUCCACACCCUUGCUGCUGAGGCCAUUCCUAAGGCUGAUAUUGCUGAGAUCACCCUGCUCCUCAAGGUCCUGGGUAAUGCUGGUCAUCCCGCCAGUCUUAAGCCCAUCAUGAAGCUCCUUCCUGGAUUUGGCUCGGCCGCUGCUGCUCUCCCCAUCAGAGUCCAAGUCGAUGCCAUCCUGGCCCUUAGGACCAUUGCCAAGAAGGAGCCUAAGAUGAUCCAGCCAGUGGCCCUGCAGCUGUUCAUGGACAAGGCUCUUCACCCUGAGCUGCGUAUGGUGGCCGCUGUGGUUCUGUUUGAGACCAGACCCCCAGUCGCACUGGUGUCCACCAUUGCCAACGUUCUGAAGAAGGAGACCAGCAUGCAGAUUGUGAGCUUUGUGUACUCAUACAUCAGAUCCCUCACCAAGAGCACUGCCCCAGACCUUGCCGGAGUUGCUGCAGCUAGCAAUGUUGCCAUGAAGAUCCUUAGCCCCAAGCUGGACAGACUAAGCUACCGCUACAGCAAAGCCAUCCACCUGGACAUCUUCAGAAGCCCUGUCAUGGCUGGAGCUGCCGGCACUGCCUUCAUCAUCAACGAUGGUGCUACUCUUCUGCCCAGAGCCAUUGUGGCCAAGGCUCGUGCCUACCUUGCUGGAGCUGCUGCUGAUCUUAUUGAGGUUGGAGUGAGAACUGAGGGACUUCAGGAGGCUCUUCUGAAAACUCGCGCUCUGGAGGACUUAGAAAAUGACAGACUUACCAAGAUGCAGCGGGUUAUGAAGGCUCUUGCUGACUGGAAGGCCCUGCCAAAGAACCAGCCACUGGGAUCUUUCUAUGUGAAAUUCCUUGGACAGGAGAUUGCCUUUGCCAAUAUUGACAAAGCUCUCAUUGAUCAAGGAGUCCAGCUUGCCCAGACCGUUGAUGCCAAGACCAUUCUGAAGGAUGCCCUGAAGGCACUGCAGACUGGCAUUGCUGCCCACAUCGCUAAGCCUCUGUUGGCUGCUGAGGUUCGUCGCAUCUUCCCCACUGCUGUUGGUGUGCCCAUGGAACUCAGUCUCUACUCUGCUGCUGUUGCUACUGCCACCGUCAAAGUUAAGGGAAUCAUUACCCCAUCUCUUGCUGAGCCCCUCAAUGCUGCCGAGCUGCUGAAGGCUGACAUUAACCUGGAGGCUGAGGCCAUGCCAAGCAUUUCCAUGCACACCUUUGCUGUGAUUGGUGUCAACACUGCCCUGAUCCAGGCUGCAGUCAUGGCCCGUGCCAGGGUGCUCACUGCUGUGCCAGCUAGAGUUGCCGUGAGAGCUGAUAUUCCCAAACUCAACUUCAAGAUUGAGGCCCUCCCCAUUGCAACUCCUGAGCACAUUGCUGUUGCUCGUUUUGAGACUCUGGCUAUUGCUCGCAACAUUGAGGACCUUGCAGCUGAGAAAAUCACAACUAUUGUACCAGUUGUUGCUGCCCAACGUGUGUCUAUCGAGAGACUGUCUAUGGACCAGAGCCUUGCCCAGUCCUCUGAGAUCAUUUACUCUUCAAUUGAAGUCCAGCCUCAGUUGAGUGCACCCAUCCACAAGACCUUCUGUCUCCCUGCACCCUUCCUGGGACUCAGGGGAUGUGCUGAGGUGUCCACCACCAAUGGAGUCCUCAUCAAGACUGUGCCUUUGCUCAACAUUCUGGGACAGCAUGCUGCUCUGAUCUCUCUGAAACAAGCUGAAGGCCCCGCAAUUGAGAGACUGGAGGUUGAGGUGCAAGUCGGACCCAAGGCUGCCGAGAAGAUCCUGAAGGAGAUCAACAUCAUUGAGGAGGAGAGCGCCGCAGGUAGAACUAUUGUGUCCAAACUGAAGAAGAUCCUCGAGCCUGCCGUGAAGAGCAGUUCUAGCAUGAGCUCCAGCAGCAGCCUGAUCGACUCCGACUGGUUCGGAUCCAGCAGCAUCCUCAGCUCCUCCAGCAGCUCUUCCAGUGCCCGCUUGGAAAAGACCUCAAUGAAGCAAUAUCCAUUCAAGAAAUUCCACAAGAACCAGCACCUGAACUCCCAGUUCACCUCGGCUCAGCUCAGGAGCAGCGCAAGCAGUGCAUCCAGCUUUGAGGCCAUUUACAGAGAGAACAAGUUCCUUGGCAAUGCUGUCACACCUGUUGUGGUGGCGCUCUUCCGUGCCGUGAGAGCCGACCACAAGCUUCUGGGCUACCAGGCUGCCGCCUACCUUGACAAAGCCAACUGGAGGCUCCAGACCAUCAUCUCUGCUCUGGCUGAGACUGACAACUGGAAGAUGUGUGCUGAUGGUGUUAUCCUGAGCAAGUUCAAAGUCAUGUCAAAGAUCGCCUGGGGUAAAGAGUGCACUGAAUAUGCCACCAUCUUGAAGGCCGAGGCUGGCAUUCUCGGUACAGCCCCUGCUGCCCGUGUGGAGUUUGAAUGGGUGAAGAUCCCUGAUAUUGUCACCACCUAUGCAACUAAUCUGAACAAGUACAUCCCUGGUGCUGCUUUGAUGGCCGGAAUCACCGUGGCCAAGGCCAAGAACAGUGAAAGACAGAUGGAACUGACCGUUGCCAUCCCAACUGAGAGGACCGUUGAUGUCAUUGUGAAACUGCCACUGUUAACUCUUUCCAAACUGGCCCUGCCCCUGCCCAUUCCUGUGCCCAUUGGUGCUAACGGAGUUAUCCGCAUCAUUCCUGAAGACAGCAUCCUUGAGCAGCUGCAGCACCUGUAUGGUGAGGCCACUUCAGUCCAGUGCAGCCUGGUUCAAAACAAAUUGACCACAUUCAACUCCAGGACAUACCAACUGCAGACACCAGCUGCCUGCUACCAGGUGCUGGCCCAGGACUGCUCUUCAGAGCUCAAGUUCACCGUCCUCCUGAAGAAGGAUCAGCUCACUGAGCAGAACCACAUCAAUGUGAAGAUUGCAGAUGUGGAUGUUGACCUGUACCCCGUUGGCUCUGAUGUGCUGGUUAAGGUCAAUGGAAUGGAGGUUCCCAUUAACAACCUUCCUUACAAACACCCAUCUGGCACUGUCCAGAUCAGACAGAAAGCUCAGGGCCUGGCACUUCACGCCCCUAGCCUGGGUCUUCAGGAGGUUUACUUCAGCAAGGACCAAUGGAAGGUGAAUGUUGUGGACUGGAUGAAGGGCCAGACUUGUGGUCUCUGUGGCAAGGCUGACGGAGAGACCAGACAGGAAUACUCCACACCAAGUGGCUACGUGACUGAGAGCCCUGUCAGCUUCGCCCACUCCUGGGUGCUUUCUGCCGAGAGCUGCCGCGACAGCACCCAGUGCCGUCUGAAGCUUGAAUCCGUGAAGCUGGAGAAGCAGAUCAAUGUGAACGGACAGGACUCCAAAUGCUACUCUGUCGAGCCCGUGCUGCGCUGUCUGCCUGGAUGCCUCCCACUGAAGACCAUGCCAGUCACCAUUGGAUACCGCUGCCUGCCCAUUGAAUCCAGAUCCCUGGACAUGGGCAACCUGAAUGAGAAGAGCGUGGAUCUGAGGGAGACAGCAGAGGCCCACAUGGCAUGCCAGUGCAAUGCUCAAUGUGCAUAGAAUGUUUCAUGUCCAUAUACUGUAGUAUUAAUAAAUAUUUAUCAAUGAAGGGUCCAUUUGUGAAAUA
Engraulis encrasicolus (European anchovy) is the source of this 4951-nucleotide messenger RNA. Its product is annotated as vitellogenin-like. The coding region runs from base 1 to 4884 and encodes 1627 amino acids. Gene Ontology annotation, molecular function: lipid carrier activity. The record is from RefSeq and is a predicted model, not a curated record. The transcript has 34 exons. Lineage: Eukaryota; Metazoa; Chordata; Actinopteri; Clupeiformes; Engraulidae. Gene Ontology annotation, biological process: response to estradiol; cellular response to estrogen stimulus; lipid transport.